AUGAGAAAUCACACAAAAAUUAAAGAGUUUGUGCUCUUGGGCAUAUCAGACAGCCCAGAACUUCAGAUUGUGAUUUUUAUCUUUUUAUUUUUAACUUAUCUAUUAAGUGUCACUGGGAACCUAACCAUUAUCAUUCUCACCUUGAUAGACUCACGUUUAAACACUCCUAUGUAUUACUUCCUCCGGAACUUCUCCUUCAUAGAAAUCACAUUCACCAGUGUAUCCAUUCCCAGAUUUCUGGGAUCAAUCGUUACCAAAGUCAAAACCAUUGCCUAUAACAAUUGCUUGGCUCAAUUGUUUUUCUUCAUCUGCCUGGGGGUAUCUGAAUUUUUUCUUCUAACCGCCAUGUCCUACGACCGGUACGUUGCCAUCUGCAAGCCUCUCCAUUACACCGCUAUCAUGAAUAAGAAAAUCUGUUCCCUCCUCGUCUUCAGUUCAUGGCUGGGAGGAUUUCUGACGAUCUUCCCUCCGCUUAUGCUUGUCCUCAAGUUAGAUUUCUGUGCUUCCAAUGUCAUCGACCACUUUUCCUGUGACUACUUCCCUAUUUUACAACUCUCCUGCACAGACACCUGGCUCUUGGAGAUGCUUGGCUUCUACUUUGCUUUUGUCACUCUGCUGUGCACCCUGGCAUUAGUGAUUCUGUCCUACGGAUGCAUCAUUAGCACCAUUCUGAGAAUCCCAUCUGCCAGUCAGAGGAAAAAGGCUUUCUCCACCUGCUCCUCUCACUUGAUCGUCAUCUCCAUUUCUUACGGAAGCUGCAUUUUCAUGUACGUCAAGCCUUCGGCAAAGGAAAGAGCAUCAUUGACCAAAGGCGUGGCCGUUCUGAACACUUCAAUUGCUCCUAUGUUGAACCCUUUUAUUUACACCCUGAGGAACCAGCAAGUAAAAGAAGCUUUCAAAAACUUGAUACAUAAAGUAGUGUUUUAUGGAAACAAAUGA
Lepus europaeus (European hare) is the source of this 939-nucleotide messenger RNA. RefSeq names its product olfactory receptor 6C3-like. Gene Ontology annotation, molecular function: olfactory receptor activity; G protein-coupled receptor activity. NCBI's taxonomy places the organism in Eukaryota, Metazoa, Chordata, Mammalia, Lagomorpha, Leporidae. Gene Ontology annotation, biological process: G protein-coupled receptor signaling pathway. The coding region runs from base 1 to 939 and encodes 312 amino acids. Gene Ontology annotation, cellular component: membrane. The transcript has a single exon. The record is from RefSeq and is a predicted model, not a curated record.